CUCUUUCUGAGGGCACUGAAGUACAGUGAAGCAAAGUAGUGGGUCGGAGUUCUGAGCUGGCUUGAAAGGCACCACUGACAUGACUAACAGAACAAACUCCUCUGAGUAUUUCUGGUCUUACGAAUAUUACUGGGAUUACAUAGAUCCAAUUCCAGUAGAUGGAAGCAAGUUGAAGGUUAAUAAAUACUCCAUCGUCAUUGCCUUUUGGGUCGGCCUUGCUGCAUUUGUGACGUUUCUUUUCCUUAUUUUACUGGGUAUGUCCUGCUCUGGAUCAACGCCAAACACGGCUGUGAACGGGAGAGCGGGGUCGGGCAGGAGUUCAUUAGGCAGUGACAGCACUCGCGCUAAUUAAUGGGCACGAGAGCACCCAGAGC
This is a messenger RNA of Pseudopodoces humilis (Tibetan ground-tit), 374 nucleotides long. The record is from RefSeq and is a predicted model, not a curated record. Lineage: Eukaryota; Metazoa; Chordata; Aves; Passeriformes; Paridae.